Molecule: messenger RNA, 1272 nt
Organism: Ustilaginoidea virens
Lineage: Eukaryota; Fungi; Ascomycota; Sordariomycetes; Hypocreales; Clavicipitaceae
Exons: 7
Coding region: 1-1272 (423 amino acids)
Biological process (GO): medium-chain fatty acid catabolic process; medium-chain fatty acid biosynthetic process
Molecular function (GO): acetylesterase activity; monoacylglycerol lipase activity
Source: RefSeq, a predicted model, not a curated record
AUGGAAUGGCUCGGUCGUGCCAAAAUCGAGUUCACACAUGCUCCGACACCGCGCGCAAUCAGGGAGAAGAGCGGAAAUGAGACGGAUCUGCUAAAAAUCGUCGAGGCUGCCACUCCCCCUUGUCAUUUGAACCCUCUGCUGUUCAAUGGCCACCUGCAAACCAUCUGGACAGCUACCAAACCCCAUGGACCUCCGGUGUAUUACCUUCGCAAAAUCUUUGAUGCUGACCACAAACCUUACCAAGGAACGUUUGCGGUAGAUUUUGCCGUGCCGCCGUUUGAGGAUCACGACGAGACAUUGCCCAGACGAACAAGGUACUUUAGCGACCAAGAAUUCGCCAGUAUCGGCUCCGAUGAUUCCAAGCCCAUGUUGGUAGUUUUGCACGGGCUCUCCGGCGGCUCACACGAGGUGUACCUGAGGCACACCAUCGCACCACUGCUUGGCGAUGGGGGCUGGGAGGUGUGCGUUGUGAACUCGAGGGGUUGUGCGCGAAGCAAAGUCACCAGCGGCUUUCUCUACAACGCUCGAGCUACCUGGGAUAUCCGGCAGACGGUGAGAUGGUUGAGAGAAACAUUUCCUAAUCGACCGUUGUUUGGCCUGGGCUUUUCCUUGGGCGCCAACAUGCUUACCAACUACUGUGGCGAGGAAGGCGAGAAUUGUCUGCUCAAGGGAGCUGUCGCUUGCUCAAACCCUUUCAACCUGGAAGUAUCAAGCAAGAUACUCCAGAACAGGUUGAUCGGCAGGGAGGUCUACCUCAGAAUCAUGGGCACGGCGCUGAGGGGCUUGGUUGAAACGCAAAAGGAUGCGCUGCUCAAGUAUUCCAAUCUUGAUCUCCCCUCGAUUGCAAAGGUUAAAUACCUCCAUGAAUUUGAUCGGGAAGUCCAAUGCCCGACAUGGGGCUAUCCCACCGAAACUGCUUACUACAGAGAUGCGUCUUCCACAGACGCCGUCUUGAACAUCCGGAUCCCCUUUGUUGCUCUUCAUGCGACGGACGACCCGAUCGCGGUCAGGGAAGCACUGCCAUACGAAGAAUUCAGACUCAAUCCCAACACAGUCAUGGUCACGACGUCGUUGGGCGGUCAUUUGUGCUGGUUUGAGCUGGGAGGCGCUCGUUGGCACCCGAAACCAGUCUGCAAUUUUUUAAAUCACCUCGCGUUCCAGGUAGAUUUGGACAGUGUGAAGCCGUCGGCCGGGGCGACCAUGCCGGAAAACGCAUCUCAAGGCCCGAAUUAUCAGCCUAUGCGCCGCAGGCUUGAGAUUUUCCGACAGUAG